AAAGGAUUAAGAAAGGAUAGAGGAGGACUGCUAAGACUAUCUGAAUCGUGGGCUGUGACUAGGGCCGAGCCAAAAAUCAAUAAAGGAUACUACUGAGAAAUUUCGUCUAAAUCUUUGGGCAGGGUUUAGGGUUUCUAGUAUACAUUGUGGACCAGAAUUUUUGGACUCAGGGAUUUUCGGGUUUGGCAUCAAUUUUCGACAAUGGGCACUGAAAUUUCGAGAAUAAUAGAUCCGGAUUCCCCCGCGAAUCCCGAAUUUUCCCGAUUAGGAGUUGCCGACUCUUACAAUAUGCGGAUGAAAAAAAAUAUGAUUUCAGAAUUUGCUGUUGUUCUUUUUUUAUUGUAAAUAUUUUUUAGGUACAAAAGUCUAUAAUCUAUUAGUCUGAAGUCUGAACUCUGAAAUAGUAAAUACAGAUCUUUCACAUACCAGUGCCUCCCAAAGUAGAGGACUGGGAAAUGAGUCUUUCUCCCUAUCUCAGUAUUUAUUUACAUAAAUAUUUUAUAUUUAUCUCUCUUUACUUUUAGAGUCUCUCGAUCACUCUCUCAGAGUCUCUCUCGCUAGAGAGAGUAGAGUAGUAUAUAAAGGCCCAAAGAGGUCGCUCUCUCCUGACCUCUACUCAGACUACUCUACUAUUCAGGGGUAAAAACAAACAAUGGUUAAUAAACAUUGAUUAUUGACUUUGGUUUUUUCAAAAUAUAUUUACAUUUUUCGUCAAGAAUCAGGCAGGUCACAUAUGUGUUUGUAUUUUUGAAUAUAAAAGGUACUGGUAUUUGCGUUAGGAUGGUUAAACAUAUUGAGACUACUACUACUGAUUCCCAAUUGUAAGACAAUGUCCGCCCCUACCGGAUCAACAACAAGCUCAUCCGAUGAGGGAUUUGGCGAGACGCCAUCCGACUCACUACCGAUGCGUCCAAACGCUCGACGUAUUAUCAGGCUCGUUAUAAAUCAGGAGGAGGAGCAUAGGGAAGCGACCAGGAUACUGGAAGAAUCGAAUGAGACGUUGGAGGUCAGGACUGGGGAAUUGACGGACAUGACUGAGAGGUGGGAAGAAGUGACUACGACUUUGGUGAUCACAAAUGAGACGCUGGAGGCCAGGACUGGGGAGUUGACGGACAUGACUGAGAGGUGGGAAGAAGUGACGACGACUCUGGCGAACACGAACGAGACGUUGGAGGCCAGGACUGGGGAGUUGACGGACAUGACUGAGAGGUGGGAAGAAGUGACUACGACUCUGGCGAACACGAACGAGACGUUGGAGGCCAGGACUGGGGAGUUGACGGACAUGACUGCGAGGUGGGAAGAAGUGACUACGACUCUGGCGGAGACGAAUGAGACGUUGAAUAGAACGAGAUCAGAUCUGGAGACCAGGACUGGAGAGUUGACGGGCAUGACUGCCUGGUGGGAAGACGCGACCAAGGAUCUGGCGGACACGAAUGAGGCGUUGAAUAGAACGGAAACGGAUCUGGCGGCCACGAUUGUGGAGUUGACGCACAUGACUGAGCGUUGGGAAGAAACGACCAGGGAUCUGGCGGAAAGGACUUCAGAGUGUGAGACUCUUCGUGAAAACCUGGCCGAACAGGAGGGUACAUAUCUAAAUCGGGUCCACGAACUUGAGGAACAAGUCCGAUCGCUUCAAUUACAACCAGCCGUGCCAAUUGUGCAUGAUGCACUCGGGAGGGUCAUUGCAGCCACUGACGCAAGACAUCUAGUCGGCUGCCUCCCCUCAUUUCGUGAGGAGCUAAUGUACUAUACUUGUUAUCCAGCGUCUGAGAAAAAUAUGUCUGUUGAUCUACGGCGUGAACUACUGCAAACAAUGGAAAUAUCGGACGCUAUUGUCCGCAGUCUGCAGGUAUUGUCGCGCAAUUUGCAACCUUCUGUGGAGGAAGAUGUGGACAGAUUAAACAUAUUUGGCGACGAGCGCUUUAGGGUUUAUGAGUGGAACAGUUACUUAAGCAACUCUGGUCGCUGGCAUGUGAAUUCCCGUUAUGUUUUGGACGACAAUAUUCGCGCCAACCAAAUCUCGAUCGAACGACUGAGACUGCAUUUCACCCGAAUAUAAAAACCUCAAUGCGUACAUCUUAGGAAACUUAAUCAACGAGAUCAGUGCAGUGACCACUGAAUCAAAUAAACAUAUUUAUACAGUAACA
Messenger RNA from Sphaeroforma arctica JP610, 2147 nucleotides. RefSeq lists its product as hypothetical. The transcript has a single exon. Lineage: Eukaryota; Ichthyosporea; Ichthyophonida. Bases 830 to 2059 code for a protein of 409 amino acids. The record is from RefSeq and is a predicted model, not a curated record.